This is a messenger RNA of Symsagittifera roscoffensis, 561 nucleotides long. RefSeq lists its product as uncharacterized. The coding region runs from base 1 to 561 and encodes 186 amino acids. Gene Ontology annotation, molecular function: nucleic acid binding. The transcript has a single exon. Gene Ontology annotation, biological process: DNA integration. NCBI's taxonomy places the organism in Eukaryota, Metazoa, Xenacoelomorpha, Acoela, Convolutidae. The record is from RefSeq and is a predicted model, not a curated record.
AUGGUUACUCGUCUAACCGAAGAAGCAUGCAUUCUUUCAUUGAAACGAUUUACUGCACGCCGUGGCAAACCUGAGAAGAUCUUAAGUGACAAUGGAAGCAAUUUUAUCGGGGCUCGAAAUGAUCUGAUCAAAAUCAAGGAACUGCUCGACAAAAAUGGAACGGACAAAUCAGUUGUUAGUUUCGUCAAUAGCCAAGGAACUGAAUACGUCACCAUCCCUCCUCGUGCUCCUCACUUCGGAGGACUCUGGGAAGCAGCUGUAAAAAGUAUGAAGAGACAUAUGCGAAAAGUUAUAGGACUGCAACGUCUCAGUUUUGAAGAAUUUCUUACAAUUCUUAAUCAAAUUGAAGCUGUCUUAAACUCACGACCAUUGUAUCCAAUGUCAAGUGAUCCUAACGACCCAACUCCGCUGACACCCGCUCAUUUUCUGAUAGGGGAAUCAUUGCUAACUCUUCCCUCUGCUGACAUCCAAGUUUCAACCAAUGUACGAUAUCGACUAUUACAGAAUAUGAUCAAGGAUUUCUGGAAAGUUUGGAAAACGGAUUACCUCAUAACGCUAUAA